Messenger RNA from Thlaspi arvense, 240 nucleotides. NCBI's taxonomy places the organism in Eukaryota, Viridiplantae, Streptophyta, Magnoliopsida, Brassicales, Brassicaceae. The record is from the annotation of a GenBank genome assembly.
AUGUAUGGGCUUAAAGAGGUCUUCUGCUUGGGUGUGACUGCUGGUGCUUAUAUUCUUACUCUAUUUGCGAUGAAAUAUAGAGAACGUGUACUAGGACUCAUCCUUGUUUCGCCUAUAUGCAAAGCCCCUUCAUGGACUGAAUGGCUCUAUAACAAGGUCAGUAUAAUCUUCAUCCUUACAGUUGUGGAAGAAUUCCUUUCAUGGCCUGUCAUGGCAAUGGCGCUCACCAUACCUGGCUAA